Messenger RNA from Mus pahari (shrew mouse), 1497 nucleotides. RefSeq names its product synaptotagmin 8 (gene Syt8). Gene Ontology annotation, cellular component: dense core granule; axon; synaptic vesicle membrane. The coding region runs from base 217 to 1404 and encodes 395 amino acids. The transcript is spliced from 9 exons. Gene Ontology annotation, biological process: synaptic vesicle endocytosis; calcium ion-regulated exocytosis of neurotransmitter; regulation of calcium ion-dependent exocytosis. NCBI's taxonomy places the organism in Eukaryota, Metazoa, Chordata, Mammalia, Rodentia, Muridae. The record is from RefSeq and is a predicted model, not a curated record. Gene Ontology annotation, molecular function: phosphatidylserine binding; syntaxin binding; clathrin binding.
GGCUCUGCUGUGGGCGUCAGGCGCUGCCCGAGAGUGGACAAUCAGCCUCCCAGUGGCUAGGGUCUGAGCAAGCAGGCCGAGCCCACCAGUCACAGGAAGCAGUAGGUAUCAGGUUGGACUCAGUACUGGCUGCGGCCAGGUGAAGAGUCAGUACACAAAGGACCACGCCUCAAGUGACCUGGAUUCCACAACUAUCUCCUCAAAGCUGAUAGGAGCAUGAAGAUGGGGCACGCCUCAAACCCCCUCAGCACCUCUGCCCCACUUGAUGCCACAGCUGGGCCCAGUCUCAUCCCAGACCUCAUUACCAGGAUCCCCUCCUGUGCCCCCGGCCUAGGGCCUCGCUGGACCCUCUUUAUCGCCAUCCUUGCUGCUGGAGUCCUCUUAGUCUCCUGUCUGCUCUGUGUCGUCUGUUGCUGUUGCCACCGCCACCGCCACAGGAAGCAACCCAAGGAUAAAGAAACUGUGGGCCUGGGUAGUGCCUGUAACAGCACCACUACUCACCUGGUUCAGCCAGAUGUGGACUGCCUAGAGCCCUGCUCUGGGGGUGACCAACGGUGGGGACGACUCCUGCUGUCACUGGAGUAUGAUUUUGGAAGCCAGGAGAUUAGAGUGGGCCUGAGGCAGGCUGGAAACCUGAAGGCUGAGGGCACAGCAGACCCCUACGCCUGGGUCAGUGUGUCCACCCAGGCUGGGAGAAGACACGAGACAAAGGUGCACCGAGGGACGCUCUGUCCCAUGUUUGAAGAGACAUGCUGCUUUCUGGUCCCACCAGCAGAGCUGCCCAAAGCUACUCUGAAGGUGCAGCUGUGGGACUUCAAGCGGUUUUCAGAACACGAGCCACUGGGCGAGCUCCAACUACCCCUGGGCACCGUGGACCUUCAACAUGUCCUGGAGAGCUGGUACCAGCUAGGCCCUCCAGGGACCACUGAGCCUGAGCAGAUCGGGGAGCUGUGCUUCUCAUUGCGCUACGUACCCAGCUCAGGCAGUCUGACUGUGGUUGUACUGGAGGCUCGGGGUCUGAAUCCGGGGCUUGCAGAGGCCUAUGUGAAGAUCCAGCUUAUGUUAAACCAGAGAAAAUGGAAGAAGAACAAAACAUCCUCCAAGAAAGGCACAACUACCCCCUACUUCAACGAGGCUUUCGUCUUCCAGGUUCCCAUUAGCCAGCUCCAGAGUGUGGACCUGGUGCUGGCUGUCUGGACCCGUGGUCUGCAGCUCCGGACUGAGCCUGUGGGCAAAGUGUUGCUGGGUCCCCGGGCUUCAGGCCAACCCCUACAGCACUGGGCAGACAUGCUGGCCCAUGCUCGGCGGCCUGUCGCCCAGUGGCACCACCUGCGGUCCCCCAGGGAAGUGGAUCGUGCUCUUGCCCUGCAGCCUCGCCUUCCCCUGCUUAGGCCUCGCUCCUGAAAACACCACAGGUCUCAGUUUUCCCAGAUGGAGAGCUGUGGAUAUUUGUGCAGGCUUUUCAGAUCUCUGUAAUAAAUGCACCCUCUUUCACAC